AUGCCCUCCGAUACGGAUAUUCCGACCGUUUACGCCACCCUUAAAGCCCGACUGGGGAUUUCCCUGCCAAGGGACCGAGCCAUAACUUCCACACCCCAAAAUCCUCCUCAAAACCCUCCUCAAAACCCUCCUCAAAACCCUCCAUCUGCCUCCCAAACACAAGCCCCCCUUCGCACCCCUGAACCUACUGCCGUCGCCCCCCUUGUACAGUAUAGCGGGGACGAGUCUGAAGAAGAGGGAGGGGCGCAGCCCGCCGCCGUCCCGACCGAAGAAGCACUGUCCGUGCUGCCGCCACAUGCAGAAGGCAUGACUGCUCCCAACGCUUCGACGCCACCAAGUGGCGGAAGCUCCAAAUCCCCUACUCUCCUAGGACCGACACAACCGAUCGAGGCAGAGGAGGAGCAGCUGCGCCGCCGGACGCGCAGAAUGGAGAUCAACACGCUGAUAAAGGAGGUGGAGGCCGGGGUGGCCAGCAUGGAAAGGGCGGAGGAGGAGCAGGUGGAGAGGCCCCGUGCAGUGCGGAGGCUGUUGGAUGAGCCGGAGGAGCCAGAAAAUCAAGGAGCCGUUGGGGCGAUAAACCAAGAGGCCGGAGAGGCCGAGGCAGUUGAGGACAACCGUCAGAAGGCUGAAAGGAAGAGAAAAGGGAAUGAGACUCUUCUUUCUCCUCCAAAGAGGAUGCGCCCCGCAACCCGGGGCAUUGAGAUUUCUGAUGCAAACCAACCUGCCCCUCCACAAGAAGGAGAAGAGGGUAGUGAUACAGAGGGGAGAGAGCUCUGA
This is a messenger RNA of Salvia splendens (bonfire salvia), 777 nucleotides long. RefSeq names its product TALPID3 protein-like. NCBI's taxonomy places the organism in Eukaryota, Viridiplantae, Streptophyta, Magnoliopsida, Lamiales, Lamiaceae. The transcript is spliced from 2 exons. The record is from RefSeq and is a predicted model, not a curated record. The coding region runs from base 1 to 777 and encodes 258 amino acids.